AUGAAGCAGGUUCGGCAGCAGCAUCUCCGGAAGCCAGUGACACCAGAUCUCCUGGUAAGCCCCAGCAGCCAGGAUGGGGACCUGGGCUCCGAGUGCCCAGAAGACAGAGGGAACUGGACAGGGCGGCUGGAUUUCCUCCUCUCCUGCAUCGGAUACUGCGUGGGCCUUGGAAACGUCUGGAGGUUUCCCUACAGGGCUUACACCAAUGGAGGAGGAGCUUUCUUGGUUCCUUACUUCAUCAUGCUGGCCAUCUGUGGGAUCCCCAUCUUCUUCAUGGAGCUGUCACUUGGCCAGUUCUCCAGCCUAGGGCCACUUGCGGUCUGGAAGAUAAGCCCUCUCUUUAAAGGCGUUGGCAUGGGCACGAUCCUCAUCGUCUCCUUGGUGGCCAUUUACUACAAUAUGAUCAUUGCUUACGUUCUCUUCUACCUCUUUGCAUCCCUCACAAGCGACUUGCCAUGGCAGCACUGUGGCAACUGGUGGAACACCGACCUGUGCCUGGACCACCACGUCAUCAAGGCGGGGAACAGCACCCUCCCCAUCAACAUCAGCAACACUGUCAGCCCCAGCGAGGAGUACUGGAGCCGGUAUGUCCUGCACAUCCAAGGAAGCUCGGGGAUUGGGGAUCCUGGGAGGAUCCGCUGGAACUUGUGUCUGUGCCUGCUCCUUUCUUGGACUAUUGUUUAUCUGUGCAUCCUUAAGGGAGUCAAAUCCUCUGGCAAGGUUGUGUACUUCACUGCCACCUUCCCGUACCUCAUCCUGGUGAUGCUGCUCAUUCGUGGUGUGACCCUGGAGGGGGCCUGGAAGGGGAUCCAGUUUUACCUCACACCCCAGUUUGAUCACUUGCUGUCUUCCAAGGUGUGGAUCGAGGCAGCCCUGCAGAUUUUCUACUCCCUUGGGGUGGGCUUUGGGGGCCUCCUCACCUUCGCCUCGUACAACACCUUCCAUCAGAAUAUCUACAGGGACACCUUCAUAGUGACCCUGGGCAAUGCCAUCACCAGCAUCCUGGCAGGGUUUGCCAUCUUCUCCGUUUUGGGAUACAUGUCCCAGGAGCUUGGGGUCCCUGUUAACCAGGUAGCAAAAGCAGGUCCUGGUCUGGCAUUUGUGGUGUACCCCCAGGCCAUGACAAUGCUCCCCCUUUCUCCAUUCUGGUCAUUCCUGUUCUUCUUCAUGCUGUUAACCUUGGGCCUGGACAGCCAGUUUGCAUUUAUGGAGACCAUCGUUACUGCAGUGACAGAUGAAUUCCCCUACUACCUGCGGCCAAAGAAAGCUUCAUUCUCAGCUGUCAUCUGCAUCGCCCUCUUCCUGAUGGGGCUCAUCCUCACAACAGAGGGUGGGAUGUACUGGCUGGUCCUACUGGAUGACUACAGUGCUGGCUUUGGUCUCAUGGUGGUGGUGAUCACUACCUGCCUCGUGGUGACACGUGUGUAUGGCAUGAAGAGGUUCUGCCAAGAUAUCCACAUGAUGCUGGGAUUCAAACCUGGGCCCUACUUUAGAGCUUGCUGGAUGGUCCUAUCCCCGGCAACAAUGAUGGCUCUGCUGGUGUAUAACAUUGUCAAAUACCAGCCUUCUGAGUAUGGCAGCUACCGCUUCCCCACCUGGGCAGAGGUCUUGGGCAUCCUCAUGGGAGUCCUCUCCUGCCUGAUGAUUCCCAUGGGCAUGGUGGUGGCUGUGCUCCAAGAAGAAGGGACGCUGUGGGAGCGAGUCCAGCAAGCCAGCCGGCCAGCCAUGGACUGGGGCCCGUCCCUGGAGGAGAACCGCACCGGCAUGUACGUGGUGAGCCUGGCUGGCAGCCAGUCCCCCAAACCUCUGAUGGUCCACAUGCGGAAAUACGGGGGCAUCACCAGCUACGAGAACACGGCCAUCCAGGUGGACCGGGAGAUGGAGGAGGAGGAGGACGAGGAGGAGUCCAUGAUCUGA
Cinclus cinclus is the source of this 1917-nucleotide messenger RNA. It is a transcript of the gene SLC6A7, whose product is annotated as solute carrier family 6 member 7. Gene Ontology annotation, molecular function: L-proline transmembrane transporter activity. The transcript has 14 exons. The record is from RefSeq and is a predicted model, not a curated record. NCBI's taxonomy places the organism in Eukaryota, Metazoa, Chordata, Aves, Passeriformes, Cinclidae. Gene Ontology annotation, cellular component: membrane. Gene Ontology annotation, biological process: sodium ion transmembrane transport. Bases 1 to 1917 code for a protein of 638 amino acids.